AUGGCAACCACCGAGCCUCCAUUGCAAACGAUUAUCGAAGAUGAGGAGGAAUUUCUGAAAGAUGCCGAAGAGUAUAUGCGCCAAAGAGGGGUGCCUUUCGAUCGAGAAGGAAAAGUUGCAGGACGACCGGCACCUCUGCACAGACUAUAUACUCUUGUCAUGGAAAGAGGUGGCUACGAUGCUGUGAGCGACACGCGCAUGGCGUGGCGAGAAAUAUGUUCGAAUUUCAAUUUCCCGAAAGCUCACGAUGGGGCCAUGAGCUAUCAAUUGAAGCAAUUGUACUACAAAAACUUAGCCGCCUACGAAAUCGAAAAGUACUGGGGAGAAACGCCUCCACCCCCAAGCCUGCUAGAACACACGACCGCAAAAGGAGGAGAUGUGAGGAAGAGGACUCACGAGGCUAUGACAGGCAUUCUCACAAGCAACAACCAGGACAGCGACGAGAUGAUGCCUGACACACCACAGCAUACGCCUAAACAAGAAAGACCAGAAGCCGACGACCAGGGAAGUGCUACCAGAUAUCCCAGUCGCUUGCGCCAGCAGCCCAAGCCUGUACAACUAUACCAGCCCGAUCCUACAACUUCUCGAGCGACACGUAUGCGCACUACCCAUUCUCCCCAGCCUGCCACUAUAUACACUCAGCAUUCUUUUGCCAACAAUACCAGUAACCCACGCGAUCCCAAUUUCAAGAUCGAGAACUAUGAACCCCGACCAUCCAUACCUCUUACGUUGAGACCUCUGAUCACUCCUAGUAGCAAUUCAGACGUGUUCUAUCAACGAAAGGCUAUGUCAAAGAUGACCCCAGUGCAGCGGACGCCCCUUCCUCAAGAUCUGCUUCGGUUCACACUACCGAAAUCUACUUUUGACGGCCCCAAUAUCUACGUUCGAUGCGUCCAAGGACUCAAAUCUGGCAUUCAACGUGAGCAAGAGUUCGCAUUACACCACCUGGUCAAAGUCUCUCACGAACGAGGCGACAAAUUCAAAUUUGAAGGCUUUCCAACGUUAGCUGAAGCACUCAUGGAGAAAGCAAUCGAGGUAGCUGAGCUCGCUUUUGGUGUUUCGUUCCAGGUGUCUUAUAUGGAGCCUCGCGGCAGAAUUGCUGAAAAUGUGCUUAAUGCAGUACACGGAACUGAGAACCUCAUACACAAACUCUCAUUUCUCUCACCGUCCCUAGCAGAAAACGAGAUUGAGCCCAAAGACUAUGUGCAGAGGCUUGAGAGAGUCAAUGAAGCUACUCUUGUGAUACGAAACAUGGUCACGCUUGAAGAGAAUGCUCUGUUUUUGUCAAGAAUGGCACUUUUUCGGGAUCUUCUCAUCCUUCUGCUGAAUCUUCCACGACAGUCAAGGUUUGACGAGAUCAGACAAUAUGCACUCGACAUGGCCGAGAUGACGACAAGGUACUGGAAUGUGGCUGAAGAUGAUGAGCUAUACCAAUCACUGGUACGCGAACUGGCUUCAGGAGACAGAGGUAAGAUCGUUCGAGCGCUUGGAGCCAUAUAUCGGUUUGAUGCGGAAGCUGAUCGAGUCCACCCUAUUGAGGGUAUCCCCUUGAGCACAUUCGAAGAACUGGUACGUUGCUGUAUGCUUGAGGACGAUGAGUUCAUCGAAGCUAUUAUCAACUUUCUGUACGCAUGGUCUGCUUUCCCAGAUGACCUUGGCAGAGUGCUCAGAAUCCCAGCAGCAUCGGAUGGCAAAUUCCAAUCUAAAGAUGUUCAGGUGCCUGAAGGUGGUUACACGUGCAAAUGGAUCAACUGUCAUAAACACAAUGCUAUCGACACUCCGGGUGCACUGGGUCGUCAUCUUCGAAUGCAUGUACCUGAGAAUGCUGAGCAGAAUCGAGCAUUGAUAUACAGGUUGGCUGGUGAGCGGCCAGAGGCAGAAAAGGGUGUCGUCAAUGUUCCCCAUACCUUCUUACGAACUGCAGUGGAUGAAAAAGGCUAUCCUAUGGGUACACCAUUCAUGAGCGCCCUGCUUCUACGCAACCUCGCACGAUAUGUGGGUCGACAUGGCGGAAGCGAACAGCAACGAAAAGAGCUCAUGAAUCGACUGUUCGAGAUAAAGGUACGGGAAAACCUGUGGACGGCAUUCAGCAAGCAAACCACGAUUUGUGUGCUUAUACUCGAGAUCAUAGAUCUCAUUCAAAAGGGUGAAGCCACAGAAAAGAAAAGUGUGAAGGCGGAGGAGAUGCACGACCCCUCGUUGUUUUAG
Molecule: messenger RNA, 2208 nt
Organism: Lithohypha guttulata
Lineage: Eukaryota; Fungi; Ascomycota; Eurotiomycetes; Chaetothyriales; Trichomeriaceae
Gene: RSC9
Product: Chromatin structure-remodeling complex protein rsc9
Exons: 2
Coding region: 1-2208 (735 amino acids)
Cellular component (GO): RSC-type complex
Molecular function (GO): DNA binding
Source: RefSeq, a predicted model, not a curated record